Messenger RNA from Striga asiatica, 552 nucleotides. Lineage: Eukaryota; Viridiplantae; Streptophyta; Magnoliopsida; Lamiales; Orobanchaceae. The record is from the annotation of a GenBank genome assembly.
AUGCUCCCUAAUAACGAAUGCCAGUUCGAUCCAAGUGGCAAAGAUGGCACAUUGCACCUCACCACGCAAGCCGGGUUCGUGACCCCGCAAUACCUGCAAGCAUGCUCCGUAAAGUCUCCAUUAUCAUACUCGAAGACCUCGUCCUCACCGCCAGUGUCUUCGAAGUUCAGGCCGCCCAUCCCUGCUGCUAGUGCCUCCACGACCCCGUGGCGCGGUCACGGUGUUUGGCGGAGGACUGUGAAGCUUCAGAGGAGGAAGGAAGAACCUCGGUGGCCGAAAUUGAAUCGGAGGGCGUGGGCCAGACGGAGGGUAAUCGAAGUCCUCCUCGCCCUGAGUGUUGAAUUCAAGAAACGCGUACGCGUCGUUCCCGGUGUCCGGCUGCGACGCCGUCUCGUAGAGAUUGCUCGCCUGCGAAUCCAUGCAGGCUUUCUUCAGCCCCUAAUGCAAUUAUGCAAAAUGCCGAAAGCAGAGAUCACUGAAUUGGAGAAAAUCGCUGGUGAAUUGGAGAGAAUUAGGGCUAGGGUUUGGUUUGGUGAGGGGAAAAGGGGUUAG